This is a messenger RNA of Suillus fuscotomentosus, 1965 nucleotides long. RefSeq lists its product as uncharacterized. Bases 1 to 1965 code for a protein of 654 amino acids. Gene Ontology annotation, molecular function: ATP binding; protein serine/threonine kinase activity. Gene Ontology annotation, biological process: protein phosphorylation. Lineage: Eukaryota; Fungi; Basidiomycota; Agaricomycetes; Boletales; Suillaceae. The record is from RefSeq and is a predicted model, not a curated record. The transcript is spliced from 6 exons.
AUGUAUGCUGCAGAGUUCACCACAAAUGCUGACCAGCACUAUUGCGAGUAUGCCAACUGUUUUAGCGGUCAUCCUGGCACUGUACCUGCUAUCACCUAUAUUGAGCACAAAGAUCCGAGCAAGCCCGGUAAAUGGCUUUGUGAAAAAUGCAGCCGAUACCAGCGCUCCAAGUUCACUACCAAGAAAAUAAGUGAUGCAGUAAUUCCAAAUACCUCGAAGCACGGUUUCGGCCAGUCUGAAUAUGAUGGUGCUGCAGUUCACAAGCAGACUGCAGAGGCGCAGCGUGGAAAAUCCCAACUUCCUGUUCGUGCAGUGGGGCUUAGUAUAUCAUGUGGGAUGCCUCCACCUGCAUUCAUCCCAGGUCCUGUUCACCCGAGGCGCGCCUCAGCAAAUCAUCAAUUUGUUCCUUUACCCAACUGGCCUGCAGCUCCUGGCCCCUCAGACAUCCACCGUGCAAAUCCAUUAGGGCCCAACAUAUCUAUUUAUGGUCGGGACCCUCAGUUUAUUGUGUACUCAGACCUUCUUCGAACUCUGCCACUCAAGCCUGGUUAUCAAGAUGCACAUAAAAUUUAUGAAGAGAUGCGAGACCGGCUUGCUCGACAGGCCUAUGCUUCGAGUGUUCCCGAAGUGGUAUGCGUCAAGGCAUACCUUGCAGUGAUGAUUCCACGGGCUAAAAAACCAACUCUAAUAUCUGAUAUAGUCGAGUCGAUCAGCAACAUCCCUUACCGUAUUGGUGCCAAUGACCUUAAAACUUCGGUGUACCUCACCCUACUUCCCAUGUUCAUCAAGUGGUCCAUGGGUCUUACUUUUACGUUUGAAGAGGCACGUUUGCGUCUUGUUAGUAGUUUCGAGGAGAUUCUUCCCCGUCCAUCUGGAGAAGACAUCAAUGCCAUAGCAUCCCACUUCCUCAAGACCAGGAACACGAAGCAGCAGUUCAACGCUGGCAAGGGGAUCGAACUUCACCUCAUUAUUCCACAUACAAAGUUCCUUGCCGCUGAGCAAAGUCCUGCAUUAGUACUAUCUGCGGUGUCCCCAUCAAAAAAUUUGCAAAAUGGCGUCCAAUGUUCGCCUCACCCUGUCAAGCGCAAAUUAUCAUCGCCUCCUGUCCCAUCCACGCCCCCUCAAAAGCCUCGGACUUUGGAUGCUGCAGUAUCUCCGGAUGUUAGUGCACUUCGCCGUGCACUUCAAGCGCAAGCUAUUCCCAUAUCCCAACCAAACUUACCCUUUCUCACUCUUCGCACGUUCAAGGCACUACUGCGGAUAAUCCCCCCCAUAUCACUAUCUGCUCUGAUUACUGAUCCAACCACUUCUGACAUAACAAAUACUACUGCCCCCCCAAUGCAGGCUACUCUUUUUUUCGAUCCACGAAGCAAACCGAAGUAUGGAGCAUUCAAAGCAGCACAAUUCGGCUUUCUAGACAAAGCUAUCCUUGGACCGUCUGGAUCUGAUUCAACUCGCAUCUGCUUAAAGCAGUGCUACUACCAGACCGACAAAUCCAAGCGGUUUCCUUAUCCCGAUUCUCAGCAACUACAGCUGCUGCAGCCAGAGAUUAGAUGCAGCAUAUGGGCAGGAGCACUCAUGGACCAGGUUCAGCAAUAUAUUGCCACGGAACUAGUGACUCGCAGCACACCUCCCUUCAAGAUUCCAAAUAUCCGCUUCGUGCAUAUUGCUCUUGCCACUAUCGAGGACGCUGGUGUUACCAAAACAUAUCUAAUUGAAGAGUUCAUUGACGAGUCCACGCAAGGGAAAUUCACCAAGUAUAUAUCCAACGACUCGCCUUCCCCACUGCCACACCUUGAUGCAAAUUCAAGUGAAAUUGCCCAGUACCUGUCAUUUGCACAACAUGUCCAAUACAUCAAGACCAAGAAACUUGCUUACGUUGCAGAUUUUCAAGGCUCGUCUUUAUUUUGGAUAUCUACACAUAGCUUAUUCGUUCUUGACAGGUGGAAGGAAUCUUUUAACUGA